Molecule: messenger RNA, 805 nt
Organism: Orbicella faveolata
Lineage: Eukaryota; Metazoa; Cnidaria; Anthozoa; Scleractinia; Merulinidae
Product: N-alpha-acetyltransferase 38, NatC auxiliary subunit-like
Cellular component (GO): NatC complex
Molecular function (GO): RNA binding
Source: RefSeq, a predicted model, not a curated record
GGUCAAUCACUAUAUCCGGGUAAUGCGCCAGUUACAUCCGGGAGCGUUGGUACUUAGUCCCUGCCGGUAUUGUGGGAAAAUAUGGCGGAUGGACUUGCGGAAGAAGAGGCCGUCGACUUGGCUCUUGAGGACAAUGAAGAAUCUACAACUAACUUGACUGACAUUAACAGUGAUAGUGCAGAGAAGAGUGAGAAAAGGAAACUUUUAGAGUCAUGGCUGAACAAGAUCAUGAGAAUAAAGAUUUCUGAUGGAAGGACAUUGAUUGGCUCUUUCCUGUGCACUGACCAGGACAGGAAUAUUAUUUUAGGAUCCUGUCAAGAGUUUGUUGGUUCCACAGAUGAGAAGGAGGAACCAAGGAUCCUUGGUUUAGCCAUGGUGCCAGGAAAACACAUUCUUUCCAUUGAAGUUGAUGAAGAGUGAUCCAAUUUACCACCACAAUGAAUUUACAAGCAAGAUAUAGUACAUAACCUACAUCUGGAAGCCUGAUCAUCUUUGGACCAGGAUCUGGCAAGCUUCUUGUUUAAAAUUGACAAAAACAAUGUAUGCUUCAACAUUCUCUUGCAAGACAGGAUUCUCCGCAAACAGCUUGCUGGACAUGUUUGCCAUCAAAGGAUUGUCUUUCAAAGCUAUAUAAUAUACCACAGCAAACCUUGUCAUACAUGUAGCUCAUAAGGUGUAAAUGGGUCUCAAUUUAUUUUUCCAGUCUGUUUGUGGUGUUCAUGAAUAUCAUGUUCUGUAGGUAGCCUACUGUAAGUUGGUUGUAUGUAAUGUGUAGACUGUAAUACGUAGAUACGUUAAAAAAAAA